This is a messenger RNA of Triticum dicoccoides, 748 nucleotides long. RefSeq names its product chromatin-remodeling complex subunit ies6-like. Gene Ontology annotation, biological process: chromatin remodeling. Bases 168 to 542 code for a protein of 124 amino acids. Gene Ontology annotation, cellular component: Ino80 complex. NCBI's taxonomy places the organism in Eukaryota, Viridiplantae, Streptophyta, Magnoliopsida, Poales, Poaceae. The transcript is spliced from 3 exons. The record is from RefSeq and is a predicted model, not a curated record.
CGCCGCCACCGCCUCGUGACUUCCCGAACCGUCUCGCCGCCCACCCCCGCCGGCCGCCGGUGGCUGAAGCAGGCGCUGGCCGGUAGGCCGCACCGCCUCGAACCCUAAGCGCGCACCAGCGGAAUCGCCGCGACCCCGAGCCCCUCGAAGCGGGAGGGAGGGGGACCAUGGAGUCGGAGGUAGUGAGGGCGGAGAUGCUGCUGGCGCCGACGAUGGCGUUCAAGAAGGUGCAGACGGCCGACAAGUACCCCAAGGGUCAGUCCCGCGGCCGCCAGUGGAAGCACCUCCGCCACCUCCUCCAGGCCGCCGACGCCACCUCGCUGCCCCCGGACCGCCCCAACUAUUUAAAUAUUCAGUCACCCCCAUCCGUUUAUCCACCAAAGAGAUAUUGUGACGUAACAGGUUUUGAGGCACCAUACGUGGAUCCAAGGACGAAGCUGCGCUACGCUGAUCCUGAGGUCUUCAGGCAGAUCAGAAUGCUCCCCGAAGAAUACGUCCAGAGGUACCUGGCCGUCAGGAACGCGGCAGUUGUACUACGAUAACAAGCUCCCUGCUUACCGUGCCUAUUCUUACUAGCGAAUGUCCCGCUCUGUAAUCCGAAUGCACGUCAUCGUUUCCCUCCUAGUUGUGUUGCUGGCUCACAUGUAGAAGAACUAGGGCUGAGCCCUUGAUACAUUUCCGAGAGAUAUUUUGUCUCUGUUAUAUUAUAUUGUCAUUAUUGCGCCUUGUGUGCGUCUCUGUUCUGUUA